Messenger RNA from Condylura cristata (star-nosed mole), 1932 nucleotides. It is a transcript of the gene CCDC12, whose product is annotated as coiled-coil domain containing 12. Bases 96 to 596 code for a protein of 166 amino acids. The transcript is spliced from 8 exons. The record is from RefSeq and is a predicted model, not a curated record. Gene Ontology annotation, cellular component: post-mRNA release spliceosomal complex; U2-type spliceosomal complex. Lineage: Eukaryota; Metazoa; Chordata; Mammalia; Eulipotyphla; Talpidae.
UCCCAGUCUUGCCCUGGGAUUGGCUGCCAGAAGUUCUUCCACUUCUUGAGCCUGCGCAUUGCAGGACUAGAGCGAGGCGGGGGUCGGCGGGCAAGAUGGCGGCUACUGCGGCCGGUAUGGGCCGGCUAGAAGAGGAGGCUUUGCGGCGAAAAGAACGCCUGAAGGCCCUUCGGGAGAAGACCGGGCGCAAGGACAAAGAAGAUGGGGAGCCAAAGACCAAGCAGCUCAGAGAAGGAGAGGAAGAAGGCGAGAAGCACAGGGAACUUAGGCUGCGAAACUAUGUUCCAGAGGAUGAGGACCUGAAGAGGAGGAGGGUGCCCCAGGCCAAGCCAGUUGCAGUGGAAGAAAAAGUGAAGGAGCAGCUGGAGGCCGCCAAGCCAGAACCCGUCAUUGAGGAAGUGGACCUGGCCAACCUUGCACCCCGCAAGCCUGAUUGGGACCUCAAGAGAGAUGUGGCCAAGAAGCUAGAGAAGCUAGAAAAGCGAACCCAGAGGGCCAUUGCCGAAUUGAUUCGUGAGAGGCUGAAAGGCCAGGAGGACAGCCUGGCCUCUGCAGUGAAUGCCACCACCGAGCAAGAGACCUGCGACUCUGACUGAGGCAGAGAAACAGCUACCACACGCGAUGAGCACGCUGACAGAAAGGGCAGCAAGCAAGAAUACCUGGUGCCUUUGUAAGUGGCUACUAGCCCAACAAGUGGAGGAAUGAACACCCAAGGAAACUGAAAUGCCUUUAAAAUAUUUGUUUUAUCGCUAGAGAUUUAAAAAAAAGGACUUCCCAUAAUUCAAUAACAGGGAUUAGAUACAGAAAACAUCUUGGAAACAAAGAAUAUAUUUAUUGAAAUUAGAAACUCACUAGAAGAACUAAAUGGUAACUUACAAUCAAAGAAAGGAUGAAUAAAUUGGAAGCAAAGGUAAUCGAAAGCUUAUUAAGGUAAGAUUAAUAAAUUGGAAUUAAAGUUCAAGAAAUGAAAAAGGGUGAGAGAGACAAAGCAAGAGGAAGAGAGGGAAGAAUGAGAGCCUUGGUAGGCAGCUAGCAGUCCCUGAGCUGAUGGAGUUGCGGGGAGGAAGAGGAAGGAGAGCCUUGCAGGAGUGCUGACCACUCUCUUCCUGGCAUCUAGAGUAAUUGCCUGAGCUCAUCCUCCCUUUGCACACAGUUAAAAACACUAGGCAAAUAAAUAAUGACAACAAAUGCUUUUUAAAAUGUAUCCACGAGCUGGCAAGAAAAUAAGGAAUACUCAGACAAAAAGGCAAGAGGCAGAAGAAUGCUUAAGCCUGAUCUUUGCUAUGAGGGUAUUUGACAAACCAGGUGAAGUUAGCCUUGGUUUGGAGGGCCCUCAGUGCCUGGGCCUAAGGCAAUCCAGUGUGCUACUAGGAGAACCUUCCAUAAAGCUGGGGCACCUCUGUAAGCUAGUAAUAAACCUGCUCUCUUGGCACCCCAGAAGAAAUAUGAACCGUGUCACCUACCAGAGUGUAAAAAGAUCUCCCUUGAGAUCCAAGGCAGCCUUCAUGUGGGUUUGCACAGGAGAAAACCAAGUCAAGAAUUUAAAGUGGUCCUGGAAUGGUAAUGGUGUGAGACACUUGAUAGAACUGUGGUGCCUGCUUGGAAGAACCUUUAUUCAUCUCAGGUCUUCAAAGACAUCACCCCACCAAGUUCCAAGAAAAACGAGCAGUUUAUAAAGAAGUUCACCAGCUACCCACCAGCCAACAAAGCAGCCAGAGCCAAGGACGUCAGAAAGAACAUGACAGAAGCGACCUUCUGAGGGCUUCAGACAUGAGAAUUGUAAGUCAGUAAUGUAAAUGUUUAGAAAUGAUAUACAGACAUAAAGAGAGCCUGGAAAACAGAAAUAGAUUUGCAAAAGAGCCAAUGAUGGUCUGUAAAUAAAAAAAUAAUAAUAAUAAAGAAAAUACAACCGAAUUCGACUCAGUUCAUGAA